GACUCAACAACCUUUUUCACACCUAAAUCGCCGUUUUCGACAACCCCAGCCUUAGUGGAUGAUCUGAAGAGGAUCGAAGUCUAUCUAUUUACGUUGUGCAAGCUUCUGAUCUUGAUCAAAUCAAUUAUUACACUAAAUUGAUGAAAUGAACUAAUUUGCGACCGUAUAUAAUCUUUCUAUUUACAAGUUGCGCAUUUUUAAUCUCACAAUUUGAACAUCCCACGUCGCCGACUCCAAGCUCAUUAAUUCCGCACAUGCCAUUAAACUUUCCUUUUAACAAUUUCUUUAAUAACGUCUAUAACAUGGCCGGCAAUCCUCGCCUUAGUGGCUUUCUCCAGCAAGAAUCUAAUCCGCCACUCCCACCAUCGCCAUCCCCUCAGCCACUUCACCAACGUACAGAUCGUCAAGCCAUGGCACAGAAGCUGAGAAUACUUCCCAAGAAGCAACGAGAUGUAUCUGCCAAUAUGAAUCGAGCUCACAAUCAGGAACCCGUCUAUGAACAGCCAGCUGAACCUCCGCUCAGAAAUUCAGUACCUGGAACAAACCAAAUGCAGACAGAAUACGAACCAGAGGAAGAGCAAGAAAAUGCCGAGAAUUUCGAGGACUCUACAGUAAACAGCACCUUUGAUGAAACUGUGAGCCAGGAAAACUUCAGAGGUGGGCAGGUCAUGGUAGCAGUGCCUACUGGUGGCAAUCGCGAAUUUGAUGGCGGAUAUCACAGAGGACAACAGCAGGAGCUAGAACGAGAUAACUUUCGCGUUCCACAUGAGAAUGGCUACGAUAGGGAUUCACCAGAGGAGUCCGUAUUUGAGCAAGAAUACAUUGAAGAUGCACGAGCACCCCUUCAAAUGCGCAAGACAUUUCAUCAGCCCAAUGGUCAAGGACCACAGACGCAAGCUCUUGGAGCCCCCAUUUACAAGCAAAGUCAGACCCCCAAACCUGCCAUUCAAUCAGAAAUAUCCCAACAACCUCAAAAACCGCAACAUAACAGCCCAAGCAAACCAAAGACGUUUGAUCGUUUCAACCACGCCAUUACAAAUCGUCCUAGGAAUGGAUUGCAAACAAUUGCGGGUUCUCGAAAAAGAGGUCUUGACGAAGGGGUAUUUUCGCCAAAGCCCAAAGGUGGAAAAGCUCAAGUUGAAGUUCUGGAAAAUGCUAUACUUCCCACAAAUAUGCAGUAUCAUCUUCCACCACCACCUCAAGAUACGCAGCAGGGUCAGUCUGAUGGAUCUUCUGAAGGUGAGCAGUAUUUUGAAGAUAGUACCCAGAUGGAAGAACAGCCAGCCCUUCAAUCUCGACCGAAUUUUCAUGUAGGAAACUCGCAACAUCAUAUUGGUCAUUUGAAGCGUGCUGAUAUCCCACUUGAUUAUGAUGAUGCCGCUUUGAGAAACAUGGAUUAUGAACAACUUAGAAAUGAAUCUUUUGAAGGCCCUCCGACUCCUAGCCAGCAGCCCAGCGAACCAGACCUGUCACUUUCAGAUCGCCCUAUCAAUGAACGUGUCAGCCACCUUGUUGAACAACAUCGACCAAGCAAUCAAGAAGAGAUGGAAAGGCAGCGCGAAGCUAUGGCCGAAUUCUUUGGUGGUUUGUCCAAAGACGAUUGGGAAGAAGCAGGCGAUUGGUUUUUAUCAAGGUUUUCGAGUACUUUAGAAGCAUUGAAGAAAGCUAGGAAAGAAAAAAGAGCUAUGGUUGCAAAGUUCGAGGAGGAAAUUGAGCAAAGAGAAAAGGAUGUCAGGGGAUGUUUGAGGACUUACAAUCAAGACAUGGAACGUAUGAAGAGGGGUGCUAAGGGAGUUAUUGAAGGGAAUAAUGUAUGAAUGAAUGGGUUUGUUAUGAUGGCUAGUUGUGCCGCUAAUGAUUUGUGGACAAAAUCCGGGGUAUAUGGAGCGCACAUUAUUCUUGUCUGGAAAACGCAAGGGUACAUAGGCAAUAUGUUGCUUAUACAUAGCUAACAGGUCAUCUUAAUAUGCGACGGGACAUUUGGCAUGGAUAUAAACGCGCUGGAUUUUGUGGUCUGGGAACGGAAUGGAAUGGAAAGAAAAGGAACGACUAGAUGAGUCUUGUACUUUGUUUGCAUUUGGCAGGGAGUUCUAUGCUAGCUAUUAUGAGAUACCCAUUUGCUUCUUUUUGAUUAAUGGAAAUGUUAACAUGCAAUGUGUUACACUUUUAUGUACUUGCGGAGAUGAUGAGGCAAUGCUUAAUUUUGACUGGAAUUUAAAUCGUUCUAAGACUACA
Molecule: messenger RNA, 2235 nt
Organism: Botrytis cinerea B05.10
Lineage: Eukaryota; Fungi; Ascomycota; Leotiomycetes; Helotiales; Sclerotiniaceae
Exons: 1
Coding region: 255-1817 (520 amino acids)
Biological process (GO): nucleolar large rRNA transcription by RNA polymerase I
Cellular component (GO): RNA polymerase I core factor complex
Molecular function (GO): TBP-class protein binding; RNA polymerase I core promoter sequence-specific DNA binding
Source: RefSeq, a predicted model, not a curated record